AUAAUGGAGUUGGGAGUCAACUUGUGAAAAAAAUUGGUUUAUUCCCUUUCUCUUACACACACAACUCAGAGAGAGAAGAGAGAAAGAACAAAAAUGGCGGAAACAACAGUGGAGUUUGCGUUAAACAACCUAACAGAACAAUUACGAGAUAACAUAGAUGUAAUUGCUGUGAUAAAAGAUGAGGUAACUUGUCUAUUAAGCGAACUUAAUCAUUUGAGAGCUUUUCUUAUCGAAGCCAAUAGAAAUCGGAGGGGAAGUGAAAUUCUGAAACAUUUUGUGCAAGAGUUGAACAGAGCAAUCAAUAAAGCUGAGAAUUCGAUCGAUAAUUUCAUGAUUGAAGCCAAAUUACACAAGAAAAGGGGGAUUUAUAAGAUUUUCGAUUUGUGUUAUUUGGUAAAAGGCAAGCGCUGUUGUUCAGAGAUCAGAUCUAUUAUGGAGAAAUUGAAGGAAAUUCGGAGAGAUAGUACUUAUGCCCUUUCUAUGUCUCUUCAAUUUGAUGAUUCAAAAUCAAAACAAACUGCUCAUCAACUCAAAAGGGCUCCCAUAGUAGAGGAAGAUGAGGUUGUAGGCUUUGAUGAGGAGGCGGAUAAAAUAAUCAACCGUCUUCUUGGAGGAUCAGAUGAUGUAGAGUUUAUCCCGAUAGUUGGAAUGCCUGGUCUUGGCAAAACAACUCUCGCGAAUAAGGUUUUCAAGAGUAGGGCUGGAUAUGCGUUUGACAAUCGCAUUUGGGUAUAUGUCUCUCAAUCGUACACCCAAAGAGACCUAUUUCUUAACAUCAUCAGCCAAUUCACCAGAAACACCGAACAAUAUCGAUAUGUAACUGAGGAGGCUCUAGCUGAAGUAAUACGCGAACAUUUGUUGCCAGGAAAGUAUCUUAUUGUAUUGGAUGAUGUGUGGACAUGGGAACCUUUGGAUGAUGUCAAAAUUGCUUUACCAAACAAGAUGAGAGGUAGUAAAGUCUUGUUUACCACUCGAGAUGACAAGUUGGGUAAAUUUUGUUGCAAUGAACCUCAUCAUUUAAAAUUCCUAACAGACAACGAAUGUUGGGAGCUACUACAGAAGAAGGUUUUCCACAAGGAUAAAUGUCCCCGGGAUUUGGAAGAACUCGGGGAGCGCAUAGCUAAGAAAUGUAUGGGGCUUCCCCUUGCAGCUUUGGUGAUUGCGGGAGCCCUAACCGGGAGAGGCAAGACAAAAAGUGAGUGGGAAAUAGUGCAUCAAUAUGUAAGUGAACACAUAAUUAGUAGUGAUAUUAUGAUGACCAAGAAAUUGGUGCAGAUGAGUUGCGAUAGUUUGCCUGUCAACUUGAAAGCUUGCUUCUUAUAUUGUGGUGCUUUUCCUAAAGGUUCCGAGAUCCCUGCUUGGAAGAUAGUCAGGUUGUGGAUCGCGGAAGGGUUCAUUCGAGAAACAAUGCAAUCAACCGUUGAAAGUGUAGCAGAGGGAUACUUGAAUGAACUUGUCAGCAAGAGCUUACUGAUGGUAACACAAAGUACAUCCAAUGGCCAAAUAAAAGCAUUCCGCGUGCAUGACAUGUUACAUGAGUUCUGUACGCUCGAAGCAAGUGAGGAAAAUCUUUUCAAAGAAAUAAAACUAGGUGUCGAGCAAUCUUUCCCUAGAAACCAGGUAUUAGCCACAUUUCGCCGCCUUAGCAUUGAUUCUUCUGUUCAAGAAUUCAUUUCUACCAACCCUUAUGGUGACAGCAUUCGUUCAUUCCUCUGUUUCUCCUCUCGGAACAUUGUGAUGUCCCCAUAUGAGUUAGAGACAAUCCCGAAAUCCUUUCCACUACUCAGGGUUCUUGACAUUGAGUCCAUAUUAUUUGAGUUAGAGACAAUCCCAAAAUCCCCAUUCCAGAAGCAGUUUUUUCAGCUAUAUCAUUUGAGAUACCUUGCUAUAUCGAGUGACUCGUUAAAGAUCCUUCCUAAAUUUAUGGAGGACCUGUGGAAUCUACAAACCCUCAUAAUUUCGACUCAACAAGAGACAUUGAACAUAGAAGCAGACAUAUGUAACAUGCCACAACUAAGGCAUCUUCACACAAAUGCCUCUGCUAAAUUGUGUCCCUCUGUCCUAAAAACAAGAAAUCAUCGUAGUGCUUUACAAACUCUUUCUAUAAUAGAACCUGAAACCUUCACAGAGUAUGUGUUGUUUGCAAGGUGUCAAAAUCUGAAGAAGUUGGGUAUUCGUGGGGAUAUGGCCAAGUUGGUUGGGCUAUUCGAGUUAGAAUACCUCGAAAAAUUGAAGCUAAUGAACUUAGCUAGUGGGGGGUUGCAUCUUUGUUCAGAAAAUCUAUUCCCUCGGAGGUUAAAGCAGUUAACUUUGUCAGGUACCUGGUUUGACUGGAAUGAGAUACGCAGAGUAGUUGGCUAUUUGGAGCUCCUCGAAGUGUUCAAGGUGAAAGAGAAUGCAUUUACGGGGGAUUAUUGGGAGUUGAAGGAUUACGUGUUUCCGUGUCUUAAGGUAUUAUGGAUUGAAAGGUCAGAACUAGUUAAUUGGGAGGCUUCUGAUGAGAAUUUUCCGAGCUUAGAGAGGCUUAUCCUUCGUAAUUUAAAUAAGCUUGAGGAAAUCCCUAUAAACUUUGCCAACAUAAGCCACCUGAAAAUGAUGGAACUGGUGAAUACAACCAAAUCAACGGUUAAAUCUGCCCAGAAUAUAGAAUCCCUCAGUGUAUGCACUGGAUUCAAGCUAACCAUUUUUCCUCCCGAUACGAUCUCUGAUUGCAACUAAUCAAAUCUCUUCCUUCAGAUCAGAGAUCUUCUUUUGGCUGUGUGUCAAAUAGCUUCAACUUUCUAUAAGCUAAGAUUGGUGGUAUCUGCAACUUAAUUUGUGUGGCUUUGCUCAGCUAUAUUCUCCUAUUGCUUUUGCCAUUUUUGGCACUUCUUUUGGCUUGCAUUGUACCUAAUCUUAUUAUUGUUUAUAGUCAUUGAUAUUUCAGACUUUAUGAUCUCCUCCUUUUGUGUUGUUUUGUGAUUGGGAUUAAUGUGCUCUUCUAUAUAUAUUUUUUGG
Messenger RNA from Solanum stenotomum, 2997 nucleotides. Its product is annotated as putative late blight resistance protein homolog R1A-3. The transcript is spliced from 3 exons. Bases 94 to 2718 code for a protein of 874 amino acids. Gene Ontology annotation, biological process: defense response to other organism. Gene Ontology annotation, molecular function: ADP binding. The record is from RefSeq and is a predicted model, not a curated record. NCBI's taxonomy places the organism in Eukaryota, Viridiplantae, Streptophyta, Magnoliopsida, Solanales, Solanaceae.